Cinara cedri is the source of this 6488-nucleotide messenger RNA. The record is from the annotation of a GenBank genome assembly. Lineage: Eukaryota; Metazoa; Arthropoda; Insecta; Hemiptera; Aphididae.
GUACGCAACUUCAUACCGUAGUUUUGAAAAUUGGAAAAAACUCGUGUCUUACUUAAUAAAGUCCAAUACGUUUCCCAUCAAUAUUAUAAUUUUAUUGUACUUACUUUCCUUUUACUGAAAAUAAAUAAAAAAUUAAUUUUUGUGUUCUGUCAACUAUAGUAUUAGAUAUUCAGGUAUGUGUGAAAUUAUCUUUUAACUUCUUAAUUUUAGAGCAACUAUUGUUUUACUUAACUGUACGCUACAUGUAGUGUAUUUGGCGAAGUAUGUUAUAAUAUAAUUUAAUAAAAUAUUAUUUGAAGUUUAUAGUUUAAAGUGUAAUAAUACUUGAUAUGGAUUCUAUAAUAAAUAUUUAUAUUUUUAUUCGAAAAAAUAAAAUAUGUUAUAAGUGUUUAGUGGUUUUCAUAUUUCUAAUCAAUUCUUUUACCUUAUAAACUUUACAUCUUCUAUACAAAUUGGUAUUCUGUUUAAAACUUGUGCAUAACCAUUAUUAUUAUUUUUAAAUAAUUAUAAUAUUUAUAACACACUAUAGUGUGUAUAACCUUUCUGAUGUUUCACCUAUUAUUAUAAAAAUAAUAACUUCAUAUGAUUUAAUAACAAAUUAACCUAAUUAAGAAAAAGAAAUUUCAUUAGGUAGUUUUUACCUAGUCAAUAAUAAUUUAUAUUUUUGAAUUAUUGCAUCUAGAAUGCCAUCUGAUUCAAAAAAGAGACAACAACAGAAAAAGAAAGAUGCAGCAAAAGCUCGACAAAAUACUAAGCCAGCUGGAUCUAAAGGAAAUGCAACUAAUGGAGUCUCAAACGGUGAUGAAAAUGUUCCUAUUAGUGAAGAAGGUAAGAAAUAUAUUUUACAUAUUUCAUUUUUCUCAUUUAUUGAAAAAAUAUUUUGUUAUAUUUUAUUUCUAAAUUAAUUAAGAUACAAAUAUUGAGAUGACAGUGGUCUUAAUAUUUAUCACAAAACUAGUAAAUUUAGUCAAACAAAUUAUUUAAUACACUGUUCAUUGAAUUAUUAUAGCUGAUAAAUUUAUUAUUGUUUAAUCAUAAGUAGGAUUAGUUGAUUAGAUAUUUUUUGAAUUUAAUAAUAUUUGAAUAAUUUUUAUCAUCUCAAAGAGUGUAUUUAUUCUAAAAAUACUGAAUUAUAAUUUUUGAAUAAAGUUUCACCUACAGAUAAUUAAUAUGUGUUGUAUAAUUAAUAACAACUUAUUUUAUCUUCUAAAAAAAAAAAAAAAAUACAAAUAAGUUAAAAUAUUAUAAAACUACAUUAAGAUACAUACUACAAAUGUAAAUUUUUUUUUUUUUGUUAUUUUUAAAACAAAAAUGUUUUUGACCCUAUUUAGUGGUUUAAGUAAAACCAAUACCCAAUUACCUAGGUAAUUUGAUCAUUCUACUUUUUAUUUCUAAAAUUGUUAAAAGAUAAUAUGAAAAGUCACGAUCUAUAUUAUUUGAAACACAUUACCUUUUAAUAUUAAUUUGGUUUUAAAUUUUUAGAGUUGCUCUGUAAAAAGUUAGAAGCUGAUGCAAAAUUAAAUGCUGAAGCCCGUGCUUGUACUGGUAGUUUGGCAUCUCAUCCAAGAUCUAGGGAUGUUAAGAUUGAUAAUUUAUCAAUAAGUUUCCAUGGUUGUGAGCUAUUACAAGACACUAUGUUGGAAUUGAAUUGUGGACGUCGUUAUGGUUUAAUAGGUUUGAAUGGAAGUGGUAAGUAAAUUGUUCAAAUUGUACUAUUUUGUUAAUACAUAUUAAAUAAUAAUUUUUUUGUUUUUGUUAUUAGGAAAGUCAACGUUAUUAUCAGUAUUAGGUAAUAGAGAAGUACCUAUUCCGGAUCAGAUUGAUAUUUUUCAUUUAACUAGAGAAAUGCCGGCAUCUGAAAAAUCUGCAUUAAAAUGCGUAAUGGAAGUAGAUCAAGAAAGAAUUAGACUUGAAAAACUUGUUGAUGAAUUAAUAGCAUGCCCUGAUGAUGGUUAAAACUAAUUUUAAAUUCUUACUAUUGAAAUUUAUGUUUAAGAAUAAUUAAUUAUUAUAGAAUCACAAGAUCAAUUAAUGGAUGUAUAUGAACGAUUGGAUGAUAUUAGCGCUGAUACAGCUGAAGCUCGAGCUGCUAAUAUAUUGCAUGGUCUUGGUUUUUCUAAAGCUAUGCAAAACCAAAAAACAAAAGAUUUUUCUGGUAAUAACAUUUACUUUUAUAUGUAUGGGUUGACACCAAUACAAUAUAAUUAUCUGAAUAUUAAUAAAUAUUAUUUUUAGUGGAGAAUAUUUGCUGAUAUUUUGUGUAAUUUAAUUUAAUUAUGUUAUUAGGGGGUUGGAGGAUGAGAAUUGCUUUGGCUCGAGCUUUAUAUGUCAAACCACAUUUGUUGUUACUUGAUGAGCCAACCAACCAUUUGGAUUUAGAUGCUUGUGUCUGGCUUGAAGAAGAGUUAAAAUCGUAAGCCUUUAUUUGAUAUUUAUUUGUUAAUCAUUAAUAUUUGUUAGUGCUGAUUUUCAUGUCUGUACAUAUUCAAUAUUUUCUAUAUUUAUAUAGAUUUCUAUAUAUAUAUAUUUAAAAUUAAUUAUUGAGCAUUUAUUUCCUUUUAAAUUAUUUUUAACAAAAUCUCAAAAAUGAAUUAGCAUAAUAUACUAAACAUGAAAACAACCAAUAUGAUAAUAAUUGUAUUUAAUUGUAUUAUAUAAAUGUAUUUUGUUUAUUAUUUAUUAAAGAUACAUUAUACAAUUAUUAAUAAACUUAUAAAAAAAGAUAAAACUAAUUUUUUUUUAGUAAUAAUAAUAGUCAUACUUUAGGUAAUAUCAUAUUAUAUUUUAUAUAGUUCAAAUAUUUAAAAAAAAAAAUUAUAUAUUAAUAUUUAGUAAACAUAAAAUAAAACAUAGAAUACAAUUAUAAAUUUACAAUUAAAUAUAUACUAAUUUAUUAUUUAACAUUUAUAUAAUUUAAUAAAAAAUAUCUAGGCUUUGAACUAGAGUAAUAAUUCCAUAUUUAUUAGUUUAUUAUUUUCAAUAACUUCUUAAGUAUUUCAAUUAUCUGAUUUAACUAUUAGUAAUAUACAAACAAAGGGCUAGUGCAUACAAAUUAUAAACGUAUGCACUUAAAUAUUAGGUACAAGAGGAUUUUGGUAAUUAUAUCACAUUCUCAAGAUUUUUUGAAUGGCAUAUGUACUAAUACAAUUCAUUUGGAUAAAAAGAGACUUAAAUUUUAUGGUGUAAGUAUAAAUUUAUUUUUAUAGUCUAAAAGUAUAUACUUUAAAUUCUGUUUUAUUAUUAAUUAUACCUGAUAUUUAUAGGGUAAUUAUGAUGCUUUUGUUCGUACUAGAGAAGAACAACUAGAAAAUCAAAUGAAACAAUACAAUUGGGAACAAGAUCAAAUUGCUCAUAUGAAGGUAAAUUAUUAAUAAGAAAUAUUUGGAUUUUUAUAAUUUGAGAUUUGUUUUUGAAAUAAUACAUGUUUUUCACUUUUUAUUCAUAAUAUUUAUCUUAAUAUUACAAUACAAUAUUACAAUCAGUAAUAAACUAAUGUAAUACUAAUGUUUAAAUAUUGUACAUUAUAAUAUAUUCUUUUAUGUAUUUUACGAAGUACAAAUAAAUACGCGAACUGGGUUUUUACAGUAUUUCACCUUAUCUCUAUCUACUAGUACUACUAAUGCUUUAGUAACCAGUUAUUAUCACAAAGUUUCAUUAGUUUUUGUUUUAUCCUUUGUUGACAUUUAAAACCAAUAAACAAAAUAGGAUGAAUAAUUAUCAAAUUCACAGCAAAACUCUGAAAAAUAGGAAAUCAAUGAAAUAUUUUAUUACUGUUUAUGACGUUAUUGCUUUAAAGAAAAUAUCCAUUUAUAAAUGGAUCAGCCCUUUCAAUGAAGACCGAGAAAGCUUCUAAGACGAUAAUGAUUAGGACGAGAUUUAACUUAACUUAAUGACCAAAACAAUUAACAUGUACAGUCUUUUUAGUUCAUUAACAAUUAUUCGUUGGUCAGAAAGCAUAAAAGACUGCACAUGUUAAAUGUUUUGGUUAUCAUGUGUAGUGAAAGUGUAUAAUCACUUAUUCUGUUUAUUCAUUAAUGUCAUAAAAAUAGUAAAACAAAAACAAACGAAAAUUUGUUUAUGUUGGUAACUUGGCAGUCAACCGGUUACUGGAUCACUAUUAGUAUUUGUAGAUAGAGAUAACUUUAAUAUUUGCACUUAAGUCUGCUGUAGAUACUCACUUCACAUAAUUAUUAGACGCCCUACACAUAUUGUUAAAUUUCAUAUUUUUUAGAAUUACAUUGCACGUUUUGGUCACGGAAGUGCAAAACUGGCUAGACAAGCACAGAGUAAAGAAAAAACAUUAGCAAAAAUGGUUGCUCAAGGUUUAACAGAUAAAGUAACCAGUGACAAAUUAGUUACAUUUUAUUUUCCUUCGUGUGGAACAAUACCUCCGCCAGUUAUUAUGGUUCAGGUAUAUAAUAGUAUUUUUUUUUUGUAAAAUUUCAUCUAUUCAUAUUUUUUAAAACAAUGAUUAUCAACCUGGAGGUCCCCACCUAAUUAUUUAUAGUCUCCAAAAUUUAAUUUAUGAGAGUUUAUAUAGAAAAUAUGUAUAGAAGUUGUGGAAAAAUAAAUAUUCUAUUAACUGGUUUUUACAUUGAAAAGGUUGAGUCACUGAUUUAAAAAUAUUUUCCUUUCGUGUAUAGUGUAUCUUUUUAUUAUUUGUUAAUUACAAAAUUCAUUGUUAUACUAUGUAUUUAGAAUGUGAGUUUUCGAUAUAAUGAUGAUUCGCCUUUUAUCUAUAAAAAUUUGGAAUUUGGUAUUGAUUUGGAUACGAGACUUGCAUUGGUUGGACCUAAUGGAGCUGGUAAAAGUACUCUUUUGAAGUUACUUUAUGGAGAAGUAAGUGUUUUUCAUCUUUAAAUUAUUAUAAUUUAUAAAGUAAUUAACACGAAAUUUCAACAUUUUAGCUUUUUCCUACUGAAGGAAUGAUUCGUAAAAAUUCUCAUCUGAGAAUAGCCAGAUAUCAUCAACAUCUUCAUGAACUGCUUGAUUUGGAUUUAUCUCCUUUAGAAUAUAUGAUGAACUCAUUCCCUGAAGUAAAAGAACGCGAAGAAAUGCGUAAAAUUAUUGGACGUUAUGGUUUAACUGGAAGACAACAAGUGUGUUAUCCACUUUAGAUGUAAGCAGGGCUCAGAAGUUAUAGUCAUAAUAAAGUUAAUUUUUAGCACUUUAAUAUUUAUUUAAAAAUUUCAGAAAAGGUCUAUAAAUAGUUCUAAAAAUUGGAAAAUAUGCAAAAUAUAAUAUUUAAACAAUACCUUCUUUACAGUUAAUUUUUCGUUAGUUUUAUUAUUUUACAAAAUAAUACAUUUUAUAAACAAACGAACAAACUCAAUAAUCACAGUAUAAUGUGGCCAAUACGUUUUUAAAAGUAUUAAAUUGUUCAUAAAUUAUGAUAGAUAAAACUAUUUUUUUUCUGAUUUCGUUAAUUGUUCUAGUUGAAAAUUAAAAUUAUUUUUUUUUUCGAUCCCAUAGUCCUGUUGGGUCCAAAUCUUUUUAAUGAUUGUAUGAUUGCUUUAUUAGAAUUAUAUAUGGUUUUUUUUUUUUAACAAAAUUUGUUUUAUUUCCUUUAUUAAUAAUACAAAAAUAUAUAUUUAAAAUAGAACUUAAAACUUAAAAUUUUAGAAAAUAAGCAAACAUAGAAAUUGUAUGAUAUCAAUAAAAUAUAAAUCAAAUUUGUUUCUUACUUAGAAUGUUCUUGGACUCAUCAGAAACUAGGCAAAUACUAUAACUUCUAAGCUCUGAUUAUAAGAUGUACAAUUAUUCAAAAAUAAAUUUUAAUAGGUAUGCCCGAUUCGGCAACUUAGUGAUGGUCAGCGGUGUCGAGUCGUUUUUGCAUAUUUAGCUUGGCAAACUCCACAUUUAUUACUUCUUGACGAACCUACCAAUCAUUUAGAUAUGGAAACAAUUGAUUCAUUAGCAGAUGCUAUAAAUAAUUUUGAUGGUGGUAUGGUUUUAGUUAGCCAUGACUUCAGACUUAUUUCUCAGGUACAUUAAUUAUUGUAUUAUAUAUUAAUUAUACUUGCUUAGUAUUUCUUAUAUUAAACAUUUUCACAUUCGUUAGAAUUGGAAUGUGUAUUAUUUUUCAUUUUAUUACAGAUCUAUGAUUAGUGAUUUAUGAUAAGUCCUCACUUAAUCUAGCUUACUAAAAAAUUGAGAUAGUAAAAUACUAUAAUAAUCUGUUGUAUUUGAGGCAAUGUAGUGUAAAGUGUUUAUGAAAUCAUUUAACAUUUUUAAUUUAAUUGUGUAUAUUAAUCAUACAUUAAUUACUACAUUUGAUGAUUAUAUAUAUAUUUAAAAUUAUUUGUAAUAAUUUAUUUUAAAUAACAGGUAGCUGAGGAAAUCUGGAUUUGUGAAAAUGGUAAAGCUACUAAAUGGGAGUCGACUAUUUUGGAUUACAAAGAACAUUUGAAAAAAAAGAUUUUAAAGAACAAUGGCGAUACUGCUUCUAAUAAACGUUAAAUUGUACAAUAAAUAACAUUUUUAUUUUA